UCAGGUAAGCCUGCAAUACAGGAAGAAACAACUCAUUUGCUGUAAAAGCUUUUGAUUGUUUUGUCGCCCUUGAGUUCUGAACCUGCUCUAAAGAUACUGUGGCAAGGCAACAUAGUGCCUGUGCCUGUGCUGGUACUCUAGAUAAUGGCAGGUUGGACUCAAGAUGUCGUUAUCGAAUCACCACCAGAGCACAGCAAUAUUAUCUCUCCUAGAGAUGAGUAUGAGGUUUCACGCAGACUUCAAACCUUGGAAGAGAAGAUUGUAAACAUACUGAAGAAAACCUGCCAGCAGAAAGAGCUGCCUCUCCAAGAAGAUGAAAGGGCCCCUGUGAAAGAUGACUCCGAUUCAAGCACUGAAAUGUUGAAACUGCUUCAAUCAAUGGAAACCAAACUAAACUGCAUUGAAACAUGCUUGGGAAAAGAUAAUAGAAGAUUACUCACUACUACGCCUGAACAGAACGAAGAUGUCAGCGACAAAUUCCUGUAUACUGUGUUGGGUAACGUCACUGAUGUAGACUGGAAACACUUAAUGAGAAUCCUUGGCCUCACUGACCCUGAAAUGGAGGGAAUUAAGCAGGAACACUUAUUUGAUAUUAAAGAGCAAAAAUAUCAGAUGCUGCAGCUGAUUAAACAGAAGAAAAGAGAAAAAGGGGAGACUGUUUCAAAAGGGGAACUACAACAAGCUUUACAAAUCCUCAAGCUGACAGAUGUGCUAUCCUGUGUUGAAGCCGGGAGUCAUACCUCAGCACCUGCUACCUUGGGCUGAGCAAGAUGAUGUUAUUUGUGUUCCUUUAAAACAAGUUUUGUUUUGCUUAGGUGUAAAACAACUGGACCUUGAAUCUGGAGACAUCUGAAAUACAAGAAUCAAGACUGCCAGCCAGGAAUACAACUUCUAACGACUUAUGAAUCUAAUCAGACGGACUGGCGCAUUCACACAGAACAGGACACAACCGUUCACCUCACACAUCAACCACACUGACGCAUUUAUACAGUCAGGACACAACCAUUCAAACCAGUCAUGUAACGUACUGAACUAUAGUGAGACGACCAUCAAUGCUUUUUGAUCUUGCAUUGUUUUUAGUAUUAUACUAUAUUAAAUUAUUCUUAAAUUUGCUUCCAUUUAUAAAUUGUAUCUGUGUAUUUCAAAAAAUGUCUGGACAGCUCUCCUGGUUGAUUCAUACACAAGGCAUCCAGGUUUUAUAAGUUUGAAAGUAGCAAAACACUUAAAAUCAGGAUUCUAAAACUGAUGUUUUAAUGCUAAAAGGUGUACAAAUGAUGACCAAAAAACACUUCUAACACAGUAACUGAAGAAAAGGAUACAGCUUUUUAUAUGUGGUUACCAAUUUGAAACAACAGCACAUCAUUUGUUUCAACAAACAUUUUCACUCAAGAUAAACAUGGUGUAUUAAAAGGGCAAACUUUUUUCAUGA
Messenger RNA from Polyodon spathula (Mississippi paddlefish), 1429 nucleotides. RefSeq lists its product as uncharacterized. The transcript is spliced from 8 exons. Gene Ontology annotation, biological process: signal transduction. Lineage: Eukaryota; Metazoa; Chordata; Actinopteri; Acipenseriformes; Polyodontidae. Gene Ontology annotation, molecular function: protein binding. The record is from RefSeq and is a predicted model, not a curated record. Bases 145 to 765 code for a protein of 206 amino acids.